GGGUGGUGGGGGGAGGGGGGUUUUGCCAUUUUUUUCCAUCUCUCUCCCGUUCUCUCUCUCUCUCCAUCCACCUCUCUCUCACUCUCCCUCUCUCUUUUUUUCUGUGCACUCCUUUCUCAAAAAAGCCAUGACGGCGAUCCCGCGAUCCAUCUUCGCCUCUGCGCCAUCUUUGUAUUAUUUCUAAUUUAUUUUAUUUUUUUCUUGUGGAUGUCAAAGGCGUUGGAUGAAGACAUUUUUUGCCCCACCGGAGUCUCCUCUCUAACCCUCACUCUCCCCGAUGUGAUCCGCGCUGAACGCCGCCGCCAGCCACCAUGUCUCGCCGCAAGCAAGGCAAACCCCAGCACUUAAGCAAACGGGAUUUUUCGCCAACCGCGCCUCUCUCCACAGCCGUCAUCUCAUCGGAGGAGCUGUCAGAGCGCUGCUCGGAUCACUCGGAGGAGAGCGGCAGCCUCAACGGGCAUCACCCUGGCUCAGCUGUGAGCCGACUGGCACGGCUGGGUGCCGACACGCACCCCUCUCCAGAGCAGGACCUGCUAACCUGCGGCCAGUGCCAGGCCACCUUCCCCCUGGCAGACAUCCUGCUUUUCAUUGAGCACAAGAGGAAGCGAUGCCAUGGGCCGCCGUGCCUGGUUAUGGGCCGGGGGCUGGACAAGCCCCCCUCGCCUUCCCCCGGCCUGGCGCUCACACCGUCUCCCAGCGUGGGCUCCAUGCGCAGUCGGAGGCCCGUGGAGGUGGGCGUCCAAGCCACACUGGCAGACGACGACGACGACCGGCUCUCGUCAAUUUGCCCCAAACAGGAGCCCCUCCCAGGUAAGGAGGAGCCAACCACUUAUACCUGCACUACAUGUAAGCAGUCAUAUGGAAGCGCCUGGUUCUUACUGCAGCAUGCUCAGAACGCCCAUGGCUUCCGUAUUUACCUAGAAAGUGAACAUGGCAGCCCUCUCACUCCACGCAUGGGCGGGCCUUCCUCACUCGGCGGCGGUGCAGACUGCCCUUCUCAGCCUCCACUUCACGGCCUCCACUUGCCUCCCGAUGCAAGCCCAUUCAAUCUCCUUCGCAUUCCUGGCUCAGGCUCCGGAGGUAGGGACAGCGUCGGUGCAGGAGGUGGAGUCGUCACCGCUGGGACAACUGGUAUUGGUCAUCACCAGCGUUUUCCUCCCACACCACCCCUCUUUAGCCCUCCUCCAAGGAACCAUUUGGACCCCCAUCACCUGAGCCCAGAGGAGCUGGCGCUGGCAGCCCACCACCCUAGUGCCUUUGAUAGGGUGCUGCGCCUCAAUCCUCCUCUUCCCCUGGACCCCCCACCAACAAUGGACUUCUCAAGGCGGCUACGAGAGCUGGCAGGCAACACCUCAGGGUCCACUCCCCCAUUAUCCCCCAGCCGGCCAAGCCCCAUGCAGCGCUUGCUUCAGCCAUUCCAGACAGGUGCAGGAAAUGGAGGAACUGGAGGUGCUGGAGGCAGUAAAGCACCGUACCUUGCUACCCCACCAGGCUCCAUGCAAUCACCGGUGGGUUCUCAGACAACCCCGACUACUCCACUUCCCUCAGGAGGAGUUACACCUUCGUCGACCAACCCCUUGAAAUCAAAGCAUUGUGAGUUCUGUGGCAAGGCCUUCAAAUUUCAGAGUAAUUUAAUAGUUCAUCGGCGCAGCCACACUGGAGAGAAGCCGUACAAAUGUCACCUGUGUGACCAUGCUUGUACACAGGCUAGCAAAUUGAAGCGCCACAUGAAGACACACAUGCACAAAUCAUCUUCACCAAACACAGGCAAAUCAGAAGAUGGGCUCUCAACAGCCUCCUCCCCAGAGCCUGGUACUAGUGAGCACAUGGGCAGCGCAAGCAAUGCUCUCAAAUCAGUUGUGGCUAAGCUGAAAAAUGAGAAUGACCGCAUACUACAACAAAACGGUGAAGAGGAAGAGGAAGAGGAGGAGGAAGAUGAAGAAGAGGAGGAGGAAGAGGAAGAGGAGGAGGAGGAAGAAGAGGAAGUGGAAGAGGAGGAACAACAAAAUGGAGAGAGAACAGCCGCCAGAAGAAACAACAUUUAUCACUUUGCUUUGAAUCUUGAAGGAGCACGUCAGCAUGAAAACAAUAGCAGUAUUGGAAGUCGACUGGGUGGAGUGGCUGAUGAGGGAUCUAUCCCACGCUCACUGCCAGAGGUGAUGCAGGGGAUGGGUCUGGCCGCCAGCAUGCAGCACUUCAGUGAGGCCCUGAAUGCGCACAAACGUAAUGCCAUGGCCCAGGAAAACCACCUGCACCAUCACCUCAGCCGAGAUCAUCACCACAGUCGUCAGAUGUGUGAUGGGGGCUCUAUCCUGGAAACAGAUCGUGGUGAGGAGGGCUCUGUCUCAACAGUAAAUGGGCGAGGAGCAUCUCCGAAUGAAUCUGCCUCUGUCGGCCUGUCUAAGAAACUGCUUCUGGGUAGCCCUAGUCCAAUGAGUCCUUUCUCCAAACGCAUAAAGUUGGAAAAGGAAUUUGACCUUCCAACACCCACAAUCCCUAAUACGGAGAAUGUCUAUUCCCAGUGGCUGGCUGGAUACGCUGCCUCCCGACAACUCAAGGACCCUUUUCUGAACUUUGGGGAUUCCAGACAAUCGCCCUUUGCAUCUUCAUCUGAGCAUUCGUCAGAGAAUGGCAGUCUGCGUUUUUCAACUCCUCCAGGAGAAUUGGACGGCGGAAUGUCAGGCCGCAGUGGUACAGGCAGCGGGGGCAGCACACCACACCUUGGGGGUCAUGGACGGCCCAACUCCAAGGAUGGCCGCAGGAGUGAUACCUGUGAGUUUUGUGGCAAAGUUUUCAAGAACUGCAGUAACCUGACAGUGCACAGGCGCAGCCACACAGGAGAGAGACCAUAUAAAUGUGAGCUGUGCAAUUAUGCUUGUGCCCAGAGUUCCAAAUUAACCCGCCACAUGAAGACCCACGGUCAAGUGGGCAAAGACGUGUACAAGUGUGAAAUUUGUCAAAUGCCCUUCAGUGUCUACAGCACUUUGGAAAAACACAUGAAAAAAUGGCACAGUGACCGUCCAUUGAGUACCGAAAUAAAGUCAGAGUAGAAGGCCGAACUAUGGGACCUUUGCCUCUCUGUUAUGUCCGCCAUUAGUCCCCUGUUUAUUCCCAGCCCAUUGUAUAUUUUCCCCAAUCCCAACACUCAAUUCUCGCCUGGUGAAAGAUUAAGACCAUGUGCUCUGCACCAGCACACCCCGUUUCCAUUAUCCAUUGAAUGCAUGAUCUGUAUCGGGGCAAUAUUCUUGCAUUGACGCAAAACUUCGAGCCUUUCUCUUGUGCAAUAAUUUACAUGUUGUGUACUAUUUUCUUCGUUUUGAGUUUUCCUUUUCCAUUUUUAAGAAUUAGUCAGCAUGCAUAGUAUGUUUUUUGCUAAUUAAAAAACAAAAAAACUUGUCCCUGGUUGGUUAGUUGUUGAGUAAAUGUGUUGCUGUUUUUCUCUUGUUCAGUUUUUCCCUUUUUAUUCUUCAAAAAGAGAAAAGACAAGAAAGAUACAUCCGUGCUGCAUACGUUCUGUAACACAUAUCAUGUACAGUUUUGCUUUGUUACAUUGGAAAUGACAAGUCUUUGACUUGACCCUGUUCUUACAACCCUGGAAAUGCACUUAUCCUGAUCUUUCUAAAAGACACCAUGUUUACACAGGGUUAAAACAAAUAUUGCAUUGACAUGUGGACUAAAUCAAAAGCAACAACAGCCUUCAAAUUAUGAGAAAAAGGACAAGGGUGUGCUAAAAAUUGAAUCUGUACUAUCAUUUGGUAGAAUAAGGAAGAGUGCCUUUGAUAUCUCAAGACUGCAUUGGCCAUAAUCUUAUCUGGUAUAAGUUGGGGUCACACUAGAAAAGGUUGAUAGGUUUAAGCCACCCAGGAAAGGUCCUUGCAUCAAGCACCUGACUGUUUAAAUGACCUGUGACAAUUCAUGAUGAAAGAUCAUUAAUCAUCAUUUAGCUACCUAAUUACAUGUUCAAUGGGAUAUCUUUAAUAUGUGGUUUCAUGGAAAGCAUGGUACAAGCAGUAUUGUGUAUAUCUGAAUUAUUUGUAAUUUUGGUACUUGGUAAGGAGGUACUAUUAAGAUAAAGGUAACCUGUAAUGUACAAUCCUGAACUUGAGGGAUACAGAGCAUGGCUAAGAAGAGACAUGUAUCUGCAUUAGCACAAACCUACAACGCUGCUUUGAUAUGUCAGUGUGUGGAACAAUGCAUAAAUAUAUGAGCUACAAGUGAGGCAAACUUUAGAGCAUUGAAAAAAAACUACAAGCUAGACAGACAGAAGCCUACACAGGACUGGAAGCUGCAUACAGUAAAUAUUGAGGGGAUCACAUGCAAUGUCUUUCACUUACAUUUGUAAUAUCAAAACAGGGUCUAUGAGUUGCAGAAAAAAGAAAGAAUUGCAAAAAAAUAUAUAUAUAUAAAUAUAAAUAAAUAAAUAAAUAUAACUGUACUCCAGGGCUCUUAAAAAAAAUCAAAAUGUGAUCAUUGAAAUCAGGAUGCACAGGCAAAUGCAGGGCACAUUUUUGGUUGCCUGUUGUUUUUUAAUCCAAAAGAGAGUGUUUCUUAUUCCCUGUUAUGUUUCAUUGAAGCUGUUACAUCACUUGUCACUCUGCCUGAAAGCAAAUUUAGAAAGCAUCUUCCCACAUUGGUGCAAUGAUGAGUUAAAUUCAAAAGGGCACAUUGUCAUUUAUAGGACAUGAAGCGCACUGUUUUAAAUUUUUAGCUUAGAGGAAAACGUUGUUAAAAUGCCGUCAGAUGAUGAGGGUCCCAUUGUUAGAAGCUCAAGCCUCCUAAACUUUAACCUGUACACCCUUGCCAUUUCAUCAUUUCUCAGUAUGUUAUCCCUACAAAUGCCAGUUCUUUGUCUGUCUAGAAAAUUCACCUUGCCUUCAAGGUCUGUUUAUGAUAAGGUUGUGAUGCUUCAUUGUUGCAAAACAGACACACUUCUCCCUGGCUGCAACAGGACCAAACCUCCACACUUACAAAGCUGUAUAGUGACAUUGUCAUCAUCUCCAAAUAAAUCUAGACCAUCACAGCCAAACAACUAGAACCUAAAUUGUGUUGUAUUCACUACACUAAUACUUUUUUACACAUCUCCCUUCAAUUGAUAAUUAAUUGUUUAUUUGAUUUAGGUAUAACAAGUUUUGCAGAUAACAUGACACUAUAUUUUAGGGAAAACUAUGUUUUUAUCUCAUUGUCAUUUCUCUUUUCAUCAGCGUCUUGGUGGUGUUCAGGACUCCGAUCACAGUAAAUAUGAAAUGUACAAAAAAACAAAUCUGACAAAAAGAAAAGAAUUUAAAAAAAUCUGUAAUGGUUUUGUAUUUUAUUUUGCCUUGGCUCUUCACAGCUCUUCAGGUUGAAAAACAAUUUGCAUUAGGGGAAGGAUUAAGAUUAUAUAUAAAUAUAUAUAAUAAAAAACUUAAAAUAUAGGAAAAUGCACACUCAUGUCGAUUCCUAUGCUUAAACACAUUUAUGGUCUACUUUUUUCUGUAUUUCUAGAAUUGUAUUUGAAUUCAAUGUUCACUUAGCGUAGGCACUAUAGUAUUUAUAAUGAGGCUCGUAUUUUUAACUGUUGCUUGUUCUCUCUAAAGGUAUUUACAGUACCUUUUUUGGUAGUGGAAAAAAAAUCCCAAGCUGCCACGGUAUAUUUUUUUAAUUUGGCAGGAUAAUAUAGUGCAAAUUAUUUGUAUGUUUAAAGAAAUAAAAGGAAAAAACCCAUAAAAAGCAGCUAACAUGUGAGGCAUUGGGAGGCAUUGUGGGUCAUCAGAUGGCUCCCACUUUGUUUCCUGUCCACGGAGGUGGUUGUACAUAUCUACUUUGAGUUUUUCUGGUUUCAAACCCCCUCCUCCUCCCUAGACCCCCCCAACAAAUCUUCUGCCCUGCCAUUCUUGUAUGCAGUAAUGCACGCUGACGUCAGCCAGUUCUGUUUUGUGCUUCUGUCUCUCUCACCUCUUCCACCUGACUACAUUCCAACAUCAAGAGAGAAGAAAAAAAAACGUCAUAUGCAGUACAUGGAUUUCAAAAAAAAGUGUCAAAAUAAACUACAUUUGAAAAUAAAAUAAAUGUUUUGCUUUUUUCCAUUGCCAAAUACUAAAUGGUGCUUUAUAUUUAGAUUGGGUAUACUUUCAUAUGCAAAGCAUAUUUAAAAAUGACCUGGGGGACAUGGAGAAGCCUGCUUGAAUUAAGACUUUUUUGUAAAUGGCAAUGUGGAAUAUUUUGUUAUCAGCCUUUUCUAUUCCUGUUCUGAGAGCUGUUUGUUGUAACUUGAACUUGAACUUUAUCUUUUACUAUGGGAGUUACUAUUUAUUAUUAUCUAUAUGCUCUGUUCAAAACAGAGACAUGGAAUGAAUUCUUUUUGUUUGUUUGUUUGUUUUUUCAUUUUUUUUUUGUUCUAUAGUUUUUUUGUUUCCUUUUGUAAUGGUGGCCGAUGGUCAUUUGACAAACCUAGCUCUUUAUUUCUGAUAUACUUGUUUGGGGUCUCUGUUUUGUUGUAUUGGGAAAACCACUGUCUGUGUUUUCUGGCAGAUGUCUGCAUAUUCCUGUUCACACACCCAUUUUGUCCCUUUAUCGAAAAACAAUUAAUAAAAAAAUGAAAGUAUAAUGACA
Molecule: messenger RNA, 6591 nt
Organism: Betta splendens (Siamese fighting fish)
Lineage: Eukaryota; Metazoa; Chordata; Actinopteri; Anabantiformes; Osphronemidae
Gene: bcl11aa
Product: BCL11 transcription factor A a
Exons: 3
Coding region: 312-3050 (912 amino acids)
Biological process (GO): negative regulation of dendrite development; regulation of transcription by RNA polymerase II
Cellular component (GO): nucleus
Molecular function (GO): RNA polymerase II cis-regulatory region sequence-specific DNA binding; DNA-binding transcription factor activity
Source: RefSeq, a predicted model, not a curated record